GAUUAUGAAAAUCACUAAGCAGUAGUUCGGUGACAAUUUCACGUGUUACGUGUACAAAAAUUGUGCGGAUAACAAAUUCGUGAUAUGAUGUGCAGGUAACACCGACGCGUUAGUGCAACAUGCGAUGGUGAAGCAGGCAAGGAUAAGAGGCGGCGGAAUUAUAGCUGCGUGGUCUCGGUGUGAAGGAAGGAAUUCAGACGGAGGAAAGCCGAUCGGCGCCAAUGGCCUACGAAGCGUUAUGGCAUGAGUACAUGCAGAUGCCUGUGGUGACGCGGGCUUAUACCACAGCCUGUGUCAUCACAACUCUCGCCGUGCAAUUGGACCUGGUAUCUCCGUUUCAGCUAUAUUUUAAUCCAAUCCUUAUAAUUGAGCAAUACCAGAUAUGGCGGUUGAUAACAACAUUCCUAUUCUUUGGAAAUAUAGGUUUCAACCUACUCUUCAAUAUGAUCUUCACAUAUCGGUAUUGUCGUAUGUUAGAAGAAGGAUCCUUUCGCAGGAGAACAGCUGAUUUUGUAAUGAUGUUCAUUUUUGGUGGAAUAUGCAUGAUUACUUUUGCAUUUUUUGUCAAUUUGCUGUUCCUAGGACAUGCAUUCACAAUAAUGUUGGUGUAUGUCUGGUCACGACGAAAUCCUUUCGUCAGGAUGAAUUUUUUUGGACUGUUAAACUUCCAGGCUCCGUAUCUACCGUGGGUGCUGCUAGGCUUCUCGGUAUUACUUGGUAAUACGAUAUGGGUCGAUCUAGUUGGAAUGGCAGUAGGACAUACAUAUUAUUUCGCGGAGGACGUAUUCCCCCGAUUAAGAGGAGGUUUUCGAAUCUUGAAAACCCCGCAAAUACUUAAGACUUUAUUCGACGCACAUCCGGAAGAUCCAGAUUAUAUGCCGCCGCCGGAAGAUCGGCCAGGUGGCUUCAAUUGGGGACAGGCUAACGUGCAGUGAUCGAAAUUCCAUAGCUCACUUUCUGAUGUUAUUUAUGACAUCACCCAAAAAUAUUACGGCAGGCUGCGGCUCUGUUGCUGUUCUUGCUUGCUUUGGAAUUAUUGAUAACAAGCGUUCGGAUUUGCACCCAAAGAUGCGUAAUAUGAAGAGUAAUAUAUAUAUAUAUAUAUGUAUAUAUAUAUAUAUACAUACACACACACACACACACACACACACACACACACACAUAUAUAUAUAUAUAUAGACUGUAUAAACGAUUGAAUGAUUUCUUUCAAAUGAGAAUUUCCCAAUAAAUUUGUGGAGUUGGCGCUUCUUCAGCAAAAAUUCGUCGCAAGGAUUCGUCCAAUUACAAAUUUCAUUCAAGAUUGGAGACCGACGAUAGUUUGCACUCAAAUAAUUAUCGAGCAAAAAGUGUCUCAAGAGAAAAAAAAUUAUAGUUCAGAGAAAGCAAUUCUUUUUAGAUACUUUGUACGCAGACGAGAAAGCUGGGGAGAUGUGUGUACUGGCCGCUUAUCGUAUAAUUAGCCAUUAUUGAAUUUCGUCGAUGUCGAUUUAUAUACAUACACGUUCUUAGCUAUUCGUUUCUGCGUACGAAAUCCAGAUUCCACUAAUUAAUCUUUUGAUAAUCAAGUGUCACGCUUUUAUUAUUAUGCUGCGAAGAAGAAUAAUGGUUUGGACUUGUUCAAAGUGUGUGUGCGGCGCUCAUAUAAGGCGCUGCCGAGUUAUUUCUGUUUCUAAUCAAAAAUUUUUUUUUUCUCUCUUCGAUACAUCUGGUGUGGUGUUUAACUGUGUAAAGAUUAAUAUUUAUAACUUUGGUUUAUUAUUAUUAAGUUGUUGCGUGCAGGAUGUUCUCUGUACAUAACUUCACACCAUGUAUAGUAGUUCAUUUUAUUCUGAUAUAUUGUAAUGGUUUUAAUGCCGAAUGUUAAAAUGUUCGUAGAUUGUCUGGAUUUCGUAAUUUAAUUUUGCAAUUCAAUGGAAAUGAUGAUUUUACGCACGCGAGUACUAUCAAAUUGGCAUUCCGAUGAUUAAGCCAGUUAAUUGUCUCUGUCGCGUAUAUGCACUCCCAAUUCCGCGGCAAACAAGGAUUGUAAUAUUUGCAAAUUUGUUAGAUUUAUUAUUUAUUGAAGGCAACUUGAUUUUUGUAAAAGUGAUCGAUGGUGACAUUUGUGAUACAUUCACCGUGCUCAUAAUUCUUGCAUUAAACAUUGAAGAGAAGGAAAGAAAGAGAACAAAAAAAGAAAAUGCCAUUACAUGGGAGACUAUUUUAGUGUGUAUUAAAGCAUUUAAUUAUAUUUAUUGCGGUAGCAAAAUGUAUAAUCUAGGCAACAUCUACAGAGUACAAAUCGUUAAAUAUAAACUAAAGGAAUAACACA
Harpegnathos saltator (Jerdon's jumping ant) is the source of this 2311-nucleotide messenger RNA. It is a transcript of the gene Der-2, whose product is annotated as Derlin 2. NCBI's taxonomy places the organism in Eukaryota, Metazoa, Arthropoda, Insecta, Hymenoptera, Formicidae. The transcript has 6 exons. The coding region runs from base 222 to 935 and encodes 237 amino acids. The record is from RefSeq and is a predicted model, not a curated record.